GGAGAGAGGGAGGGAGGCGAGGGGAGGGGAGGGGAGGGGAGAAGGGGGGGUGUAGGGAGACAGAGACGUGGGGCGGGGUUUACUUGCCCUCUGCGCUUCUCGGGCAGGACAUCUUGCACCGGCGCAGAUUGCGCAGGAGGGGUGGGUUGGGGUACAGUGUCGAGCGAGACGAGAAGGAAGACACGGAGAUCUGCUGCUGCUGCCGUCCGAGGUGAAGAAGAUUGUGGUGGAAGGAAGGCAGGAGGAAACGCAGCCGAGGAGGAGGAGGAGGAGGAGGAGAGCGGCAGGGGAAAUGUGCAAGUGACGACGAUGGAGAAGAGAGACGGGCUGUGAUUCUAUGUGUAGGAUUGACCAGGGGAGCGGGGCAGAAUCCAGGGAUAGGAAUCCAUGGAAGCAGGAGCAAAGCGCCAGGGAGAAAUGGAAUUGUAGAGUAAAGCGCAGAGACGACCCUUUGUGGGUGGGGAUUUUUUCCCCGUAGGAAAUAAAAACAGAAUGGACCCUGCCGGGAGUGGGGAACAGUUCGUGGUGGGAUACCGCCUCGCCAUCAAGACUACGUUGGGGGACGAUUUUGAGGGUCAUGUAUUAACCUACGACAAAUCCAGCAACAUUGUUGUCAUUCAGGAGAGUGACAGUGCUGGACCCCGGCGAAACCUACGGUUUGUGAAGGCAAAUUACAUAAAGGACUUCACGUUUCUUGGGAAAGUGGAGGAGCCUCUUGAUAUCAAGAGUCCAUAUUUGGACCUCAACAGUCUACGGUCUCGAGAAGAAGCUGCCAUUAGACAGGCUGAGGCGGACGCAGAACGUAUUGGUGUAGGAGUGUCGCAAGAAGCGCAAGACAUUUUUGACGCCCUGUCGAAGACGCUUCCAGUGCGAUGGGAGAAGACAUCCAUUGUUGUACUGAAUGAUGUGCGGGUCAACAAUCCGUACCUUCCUGAAAAUGUUACAGGGGGGCCCCCAGCUGCCAACGAACGGGUUAGGAAAGUGCUGGAAUUGGAAAGGAAGAGGCUUCAAAAUCGAGGAACCAGCUAAGACUCAAUUGAACAAGGCUACAACACUUUGGAAAACUCUCUUCUCAGCUUAAAGUUUGAGAGAGAGGGUUUGGGCUGUAGUUAUUGUGGCAUCUCGAAAGUUGCAUUCCGUGUGGCUGGAUGGUCUGCAAGCUGUGUUCUAGAUUUUUUCUUGCUUGGAGGUAUUAUUUUACAGCUUUGGUCACUUCUUGUAAGGGUGUUGUCCUCGCUUUAUGGGCAACCAUUGCAAUUGCCUACAUUCUGGUUGGGU
Messenger RNA from Marchantia polymorpha subsp. ruderalis, 1278 nucleotides. The record is from the annotation of a GenBank genome assembly. NCBI's taxonomy places the organism in Eukaryota, Viridiplantae, Streptophyta, Marchantiopsida, Marchantiales, Marchantiaceae.